AUGUUGCCCAACACGCCCAAGCUUCUCAAGGCGUAUGGGACCCGAGUGUCGGAGGUUCUUUCCAGCCCAGACAUCAACCCGCAAGGUACGCAAGAGCAUGGGCCGUUCCAGGCCUUUAUCGGUGCCGACUGCACUUCGGUGUGGGCUGCUGCCACCUGCGGACCGGCAUCCAUCGGUGUCCUCCUGUUUGCAAGCAUGCUCGCGCGAGCCUGGGACGCCAGCGAGGCCACGGCCGCCUGGGUCCAGCUUGUCCUGGAAAGGCAGAAGCAGGUGCGAGCCAACAUUGAAGAAAACAGGAUCGUCCAUCCGUACUCCCUGGCAGCUGCUGAGCAGGAAAUCGGAAGACGGGAGCUGCAGAACUGGGAUGCUAGCGCUCGCUCAUGGCUCAGGCGAGCUGAUGUCUGCAUGACGGUGAGCCAAACGCAGUUCAGGCUCGUCAUGGAUAACCUGGCCAUGCCAUACACGUCCUCGGGGACCGACUACGAGAAGAUGACGACGGCCUGGAUCAGAUCCAUGGAAGUUGUUGAGCGGCUUCUCGACAAUUUGCCCCAACAAGUAUGCGACAAGGCUGUCCUACUCGCCAUUUCUUCUUGGCACCUUUACCCGGACCUUGUCGUCUUUCAGCAAGAAGCCAGAAAGAUUCCCUUCAAGGACGCCCUGUUCCCUGCCGCUGGGAUUCUCAGCCUCGGCCUCGAAUACAAAGGUCCUUCAGACAAUGUCAUGCGCUGGUCUCUCGCACUAUCACACCUGCGCUACUACGGGGAUCCAGUUACCGUCUACAGCAAUGAGAACCAGAGUCGCGUACAAAUCCAUCAGCUGUGGCUUGUGGCUCUAGGGGCCAUAUUCCGCGAAUGGGGCGUGUCGUACGCCAAUUUUGACCGGGCGACGGGUUGGUUUCGGGACCUACAUGCCGUCUUGACGAAUCCAAGCCUUCAAGCGCGCAGGCCGGAGCUUUCGUUUAUCGUGCGGCUAUGUUCUGCAGUGGCUUCUCUCGACAAGACAAACCCAAAUGCCGACGGGGGGUUGAUUAGAUACGGCUGGAGGCGAGCCACGAAGUUUCUCGGCGGAGCCGACAAGAUGAUGCCCAGCCCCUUUUUUGGACUUUGCAACCCGCAUCUCAUGGAUGCCAUGACCAAGGCCACAGAUGUUGAUUGCGGCAUCACUUACCUUCGAGGCAUUGCCUCUCAGUUGCAGCUUCAAGACCACGAGGCAAUCAUUUCGUACACCGGAGAACUGGAAGACGGACCCGUUUAUGAAGAGUUUGCAACCGGGUUCCCCAUCGAAUGGUCCACGGGGCAUCCAUUUGAACAAGCUGCGCAUGGCAAACUGAAAACGCACGUUAGAUGGCUUCAUCUUGACCUUAAAGGGAAACAGAUGACAGAAGCUCUGCUGACACAGCUCGACCAAAAACGUCGCAACAUAGAGCAGGCAGGGGAGCUGUGCUACACCUGCCGUGAAGCCGACAUCCCGUAUGUUGUCAUGGGCGCCGCAAGACGCUACUACUGUCGCUGGAAGAAUCCCCCUGGCAUGCGUGGAGCGCGUUUCCCCGUUGAAUUUGCCCCCGUUCUAUCACUGCGAGACGAGGGAGCCUCCGGAUUCCGCCUUUGGGUGACAUCAGAGUACAUGCACUACAACAGCCCCAUGUCGAGGUGGCUCAUGUCUCUACGAGUCUUGGAGGUUGCCCAAGACGUCUACCAGCAACUGCCCGGAGCCACCGUGUCGCUGCGUAUCGUUGAGCAAGAUCUGCUCAAGGCAAAAUGGUUACCUCCAGCUUUCCAAAAGCCACUGGAAUGGGACAACCACUCAAUCUCUUUUGCCAGAGUGGCCGGGACCCCGGCCUCCGUUUACUUGGACGCAAUGACUCGUGCGGCUUCGUUUGCCUGCAUCGCCAUGUUCGAGUCGGGCCACUUGAACAUCAAUCCAGAACAGCUCAACGAAGUCAUUGCACUGUGCUCAGAAGACUCCAUUUUUGUGACUGGGCUUUUGCUGUCUGACCCGUGCGUUCAGGGCAGUCGAUCCCAUAUCCGGCACCUGGUGGGAAAUGUUGGCCAUUCAGGCAUGGUGUUGAUGGUCUCGCCUCUUGAACCUCGCACUAGGACCAGGGAGCACAAUCCUCGACUUGUCGAACAUCGGCCUUACGACAAGGCUGCCGACAAGUUUUGCGGCACCUCGCUGCAUCUCUCCUUCACGACGUGGAAGAUGCCGCUGGACUGGCAGAAUACUGGCGAAAUCGAUCAGCAAGUCUUUCUUCUCGAGUCUGUCGUUUCCGUACAAGACAAUGGAAAGUGGGUGGCCGAUAUUGAUGUCAUUGAAAUGGAAAAGUUUUGCCCAGACGUAAUUGAGAAGUUCUGCGGCGACAUGAACUGCAUGUCCAAGAUGGUCGAGGGCCUGCCAGAUCUGGUAUCCAUUGACUCGUGGGAGGAGUUCUUAGACAACCCGCCUUGCACCGGAGUGUUACGGGCAAGGAAGAAUUGGAUGGCGCGUCUGGCUGCCGCGGCCAUCUUGGUACAGCAGGGCAAGGGUCAUAGCGCAGCUAUCAUCGGAGACGAAAGCAUCUGCUGGAACUGCGUGAGUAACUUGUACAGCAAUCCUGAGCCACACCUACCCCAGAUUAUCCUGUUUUGA
This is a messenger RNA of Hirsutella rhossiliensis, 2625 nucleotides long. RefSeq lists its product as uncharacterized. Lineage: Eukaryota; Fungi; Ascomycota; Sordariomycetes; Hypocreales; Ophiocordycipitaceae. The record is from RefSeq and is a predicted model, not a curated record. The transcript is spliced from 2 exons. The coding region runs from base 1 to 2625 and encodes 874 amino acids.